AUGAGCUCUCGAUGGGCUGUCAGCAAGGACGCCGACCAAGCCAUCACUGCUCAACGGAAAAGACAAAAAGAAGAAAAAAGAAGGGCCAGGGAGCAGAAGCAGAAAGAGACAGCCGAGCAACAGGAACAACAAGCUCAACGAAGUGUCGAACCACCUACAAAGCGACGACGCACCGAAGCGACUUCCCUGGAGGGUGCAAGUCUACUCCCCCAAACAAACCCAAGUUUCGGUCAGAGCAGAGGUCUCGAGCUCUACGACAUACUCAACAACAUAGAGGAGGGUAGUUAUGGUUUUGUGUCGCGAGCUCGUGAGAAUCCUACUGGCGAAAUAGUCGCUUUGAAGCGCCUGAAGAUCGAGCACGGCAACAAUGAGGGCUUCCCAGUCACUGGGCUACGUGAAAUACAGACUCUGCGCGUAUGCUCCCACCCUCACAUUGUUCACCUCAGAGAAGUAGUAGUCGGACCUGGACCUAUGCAAGAUGUAUAUCUUGUUAUGGAUUUCCUCGAACACGACUUGAAGGCUUUGCUGGAAGAUAUGGACGAGCCUUUCUCCUCUUCGGAAACCAAGACUCUGAUGCUUCAGAUAUCUUCUGCAACAGAAUAUUUACACAAAAACUGGAUCCUGCAUCGAGAUUUGAAGACAUCUAAUCUGCUGCUCAACAAUCGUGGUGAAAUAAAGAUUGCAGAUUUUGGCAUGGCAAGAUAUACUGCAAGUCCCCCUCCAAGAUUGACACAAUUGGUGGUUACAUUGUGGUACCGAGCACCAGAGUUACUCCUAGGCGCGGAAGAGUAUGGCUUCGAAAUUGAUAUAUGGAGCAUGGGUUGCAUUUUUUCCGAAUUGCUAACCAGAGAGCCGAUCUUUCAGGGCAAGAACGAGGUUGGUCAACUCUCAGCGAUCUUCUCCCUGCUAGGCAUACCUACUCCAGCUACAUGGCCUGCUUUCAAAUCACUGCCAAAUAGCAAAGCACUGUAUCCUUUACUUGGUACCACUCGCAACCCGACAUCACAGCUCAAUUCCUCGAAGUAUCCCGAUCUUACUGAGGCAGGUAUACAGCUACUUGCCUCAAUGCUCACAUUAAACCCAGAAGGUCGACCUUCAGCAUCUGAAAUCCUGAGUCACCCAUAUUUCAGAGAGGAUCCGAGACCAAAACCCAAGCAAAUGUUCCCUACAUUUCCAAGCAAAGCAGGUCAAGAGAAACGCCGGCGGCGUGCAACCCCUCGAGCACCUAAUCGUGGUGAGGCUCCUAGGUUACCAGCUGAAGAUUUUACCAGCAUUUUUGCGGGUCACGAUUCAAAGCAUUAG
Messenger RNA from Lithohypha guttulata, 1302 nucleotides. RefSeq lists its product as uncharacterized. Lineage: Eukaryota; Fungi; Ascomycota; Eurotiomycetes; Chaetothyriales; Trichomeriaceae. The transcript has 2 exons. The record is from RefSeq and is a predicted model, not a curated record. Bases 1 to 1302 code for a protein of 433 amino acids. Gene Ontology annotation, molecular function: ATP binding; protein serine/threonine kinase activity. Gene Ontology annotation, cellular component: nucleus. Gene Ontology annotation, biological process: regulation of mitotic cell cycle; protein phosphorylation.